AUGAAGAAAACAGGCAUAAUGCAGAAAUUCAAAUCUCAGAUCUCGGGUCCACCCCCACCCCCAAGCUACGAGGAGGCAUCAAAGCAGGGAGCUGAUGGAGGGGACCCACCACCAUACCACAACUGGCAAGAAGCCGUCCCGGACACCGCUAUCUUCCCACCACCACCAGUAUCAGGUUACUACACCUCAGGCACAGGAAAUGCAUCCAGUGACGAUGCAGAGCGAGCCCAUGCAUUCUGCAACAACACUCCACUCUACAUCCCAGCUCGACCCUCCGAGGUCGUCUACAGCGCAGUCCAACAUCACGACCUACGACCCGUACGAGCAAAUGAAUUCGUCGGAAACCUCCAAUCAACGGGCCAGGGAAAAUGGUACGGUCACACUGCAGACCAAAACGGAGACUGCCUAGUCACUACGCAUCUACCACUCUACUUUGCCGCUGCAGACUCACCCUUUAUCCGUGAGAUGCACAAAAUGAUCUAUUUCGAGGUGAAACUGCUGGCUCGCAGGGCCAAACCUGGAUCGGGAAAUGCUGACGAAAGUGGCUUCUCCAUCGGGUUCGUGGCUCAGCCCUAUCCCUCCUGGCGAUCACCCGGCUGGGAGCGGGGAAGCCUGGGUAUCUUCUCCGACGAUGGGUGUCGAUUCGUGAACGAUUCGUGGGGUGGGCGGGACUUUACUUCCCCUGUUAAUGUGGGUGAGACCGUUGGGGUUGGCAUGGUCUUUUCCCUUCCUGAGUUUAGCGGCGAUGCGAGACAUCAGGGGAUCAAGCGGCCUUGUAAGGUGGAGGUAUUCUUCACCCGGAAUGGCCAUCGGGCCGGGGGGUGGGACUUGCACGAAGAGGUGGAUGAAGAAUCCGGGGGAAUCAAUGGUCUGGAAGGUGAUUUCGAUCUAUAUGGGGCCAUUGGGGUGUUUGGUGGCGUCGACUUUGAAUCCUGCUUUGACCCUGCAGGUUGGCUUUGGCAGCCUGCGCAGUAG
Molecule: messenger RNA, 975 nt
Organism: Penicillium pulvis
Lineage: Eukaryota; Fungi; Ascomycota; Eurotiomycetes; Eurotiales; Aspergillaceae
Product: SSH4 family protein
Exons: 1
Coding region: 1-975 (324 amino acids)
Source: RefSeq, a predicted model, not a curated record